GUUGUUAUUAGUUUUAUGCUGGUCGGCAAAGUAGUGAACGUGGUGCUUUUGAAUUAUUAUAGUCGUCUCGUAUUCUUAAGUUUAUUUUGAAGAUACUGGACGCGUAUUUCGAUAAGUUCAAAUAUUUGUGGUUCGAAUAGAGUGAAAUAGCAUAGUGUAAUGGAUUUUGUUUUAACUGUGUGAAUACAUUUGUUGUACACAUAAAUAAUCAUCCUGUGAUGUGAAUUGCAUUCAAAAUGGCGGAUUCAUAUUACCAGGGCGACUACAUUAAGCAUCCCGUCCUCUACGAACUCUCCCACAAGUAUGGCGUCCAGACUGAAAAUCUAUCCGACUGCCAGCUCCCUUACAAGCUGGAGGAACUCAAGGAGAUCAUACGGAGGGAGAUCAGGAAAGAGCUCAAGAUCAAAGAGGGCGCGGAGAAGCUCAGGGGCGUCGCGACCGACAGGAAAUCCCUCAACCACGUGGCCACCAUCGUCAAGAACUCGAACUGCAAGUUGACCGAGCUGAAGAACGAACUGAGCGAGCUGGAAUCGCAGAUUAUACUCUCCCAGGGGAACAGCACGUCGAACACGCCUUGCACCAAUGGCGACUAUCUGCCACAGUCCCUCCUAGACACCCGCAACAGUGACAAACAAAACAAUUCCGGACAUCACAGUCGAAUCGAAAACUUGGAACGGCAGCUCAACAUCGAACUGAAAGUGAAACAAGGAGCGGAGAACAUGAUUCAAAGCAUCACUGGCAAAGAUAAGAAACUACUGUUCGAGGCGCAGCAGAUGCUUCAGGAUUCGAAGACGAAAAUAGAGUUCUUGAAAAUGAAGAUAACUAAGAUGAAACACGAUGAAGAUUCGAAGCACCGAGGAUCGAUGUACGACCUGACGGCCAACGGCGACUCGACACCGAGAAGGGAACUGGAGCCAUGCGUCGACGACAGAAUUGAAGAUUUGAAACAUAGGUUGAGGGUUGAGGCUGCAGUGGUGGAGGGCGCCAAGAAUGUGAUCAGACUCUUGCAGAACGGUAACAAAGAUAAAAGCGAUAAGAAAGCCCUCAAUGAGGCGCAAGACAGCUUAAGGGCGAGCAGUAUGAAAUUAGACUUGUUGAGAAAAUCGCUGGAAGUGAGGAAAUCCGAACUGCCAAGUGACUCGCCCAUUGCUCAACAGUUGAAAGAAGAACUUGCUAACACGCAGACGUUCAGUCCGAUGUCUGUGCAUUACACGAGUCUUCAACCCUUUAGAGAGAGACCCGGGAACAAUAAGAUGCCAAUUAAUUCGUCUUCCACAUUUAAUAGAUGCGCAGCUGUCACUGGCGUGUUAGAGGUGCGCUUGAUGGGAUGCCAAGACCUCUUAGAAGAAGUACCUGGUAGGUCAAGAAAAGAUUCCGACAAUAAUUCAAGUCCUAUGGACUUGCGAUUCUUUCGCAAAGGCGUAGGCGGUAGGAGCUCGUCGAAGAGCUAUUCGGUCAAGGAGGAAGUAAGUGACGAAAUCAUGGCAGUAUUAAAAUUAGACAACACUACGGUGGGCCAAACGAGUUGGCGACCAUGUUCUCAGCAAGCCUGGGAUCAGAGAUUUUCAAUCGACUUGGAUAAGUCUAGAGAACUAGAGAUUGGGAUAUAUUGGCGAGAUUGGAGAUCGCUGUGUGCUGUAAAAUUUUUGAAACUGGAGGAGUUUAUCGAUGACGAGAGGCACGGAAUGGCGCUGCAUUUGGAACCGCAAGGUCUCCUUUUUGCAGAAAUCAAAUUUUUGAAUCCUAUGAUCUCGAAAAGACCAAAGCUACAACGACAGAAGAGAAUAUUCAAGGAGGGUCUCCCAAGAGCGAAACAGAUGAACAUAAAUAUAGUGACAUGGGGAAGAUGGAUGAAAAAACAGUCGGCUAGAGUUCCUUCUCAUAGAAAUCAACCUGCUAGUAUAACGAACGAGUUUUCAAGUAUGGAAAAUAUAACGGACGACAAACCUGAAACUCCUGGAGAAACACCCGACCCUAACGUUGCCGGUCUCGGAGGACAGCGACCUCUUGGUUUAGGUGUGGAAGUUCUACCUCCGAGUCCACAACCUCCUCCGAUUCCAAAGGAACCGCCUCCGCCUAUUGCAAAGAAGAGAAUGGCCGUCACUCCUCCUCCAAUACCUCCGAGACUUGAUCCAGAGAGUAUAGCGGUGCUGAGGGAAUUCGACUUCCUAGAGGACCAAGAGGUGUCCAGAUCGGGACCCUUGAUAAUACCAGCCGCAAGCGUGCCUACCACGCCCGUACUUGGGCCCGGACAGUUGGUUCCUCCUAGUCCUCAACCUCUUGUAGAGUUUCCAGACGACGAGCCCCUCGCAGAAGCCGUAAACAUUAUUAGACGUCCGCCACCAAGGGAACACGGCUACAGGGACAGCGCGUACGAAUCAAGGAGGCACUCUCAGUUCACCGGCAUGGGCCUCGACAACUUCAAGCUGCUCAGCGUGCUCGGUCGCGGCCACUUCGGCAAGGUGAUCCUGUCCCAGUACAGAAACACCGGCGAGUAUUUCGCCAUAAAGGCGCUCAAGAAGGGCGACAUCAUAGCCAGAGACGAGGUGGAAUCGUUGCUCAGCGAGAAGAGGAUCUUCGAGAUCGCCAACUCCAUAAGACACCCGUUCCUAGUUAACUUGUUCGCCUGUUUCCAGACUGAGGCGCAUGUCUGUUUCGUGAUGGAGUAUGCCGCCGGCGGGGAUUUAAUGAUGCAUAUACACGCUGAUGUUUUCGAGGAGCCAAGAGCGGUGUUUUAUGCGGCUUGUGUAGUUUUAGGUUUACAAUAUUUGCAUGAGAAUAAAGUUAUAUAUCGUGAUCUAAAAUUGGACAAUCUUCUUCUGGAUACUGAAGGCUAUGUGAAAAUAGCAGAUUUUGGCCUUUGCAAAGAAGGUAUGGGUUUCGGCGAUAGGACAGGUACCUUCUGUGGUACCCCCGAAUUUUUAGCACCCGAAGUAUUAACUGAGACGACAUAUACAAGAGCAGUAGAUUGGUGGGGUUUGGGAGUCCUUAUAUUUGAGAUGUUGGUGGGAGAGUCACCAUUCCCAGGAGAUGAUGAGGAGGAAGUGUUUGAUUCUAUUGUAAACGAUGAAGUACGUUACCCCAGGUUUCUCUCUUUAGAGUCGAUAGCAAUUAUGAGAAGGUUACUUCGUAAAAGUCCAGACAGGAGGUUGGGGUCCAGCGAAAGAGAUGCAGAAGAUGUAAAGAAGCAGGCGUUCUUCAGGCAGAUCAACUGGGAAGAUCUACUUCUUAGAAGGGUACCACCUCCAUUCAUACCCACUGUGCAUUCAUUGGAAGAUGUAAGCAAUUUUGAUGAAGAAUUUACGUCCGAAAAGCCACAGCUUUCACCACCCAAAGAACCAAGGAUACUUCAGGAACAAGAUCAGACCCUGUUCAGAGACUUCACAUAUAUGGCUGACUGGUGCUGACAAGCAGCACACUUUGAAAUCAGAAAAGGAAACAUUCAUUAAAAAAAAAAUUUGAUAAAAUCAGUUCAUGUUUAUGUUCAAUUCAAUUUCUGUUAACAUCUUAUGAGAAUCCUGACUGAAAUUUUUGUUCCAUCAAGGAAUACGCUAUAAGGAAAAACGGAUUUUUUUUGGUUAUGAUUAAUAUUAAGUGUACAGUAUUAUGAACUAUGAGAUGAAGCUGGGCAAAUGUUAGUUUCUGGGAGUAAUUUGUAAAUAUGGAUAAUAAAUAAUUUCUAAAUGAUCAAUUCUGAAAGUGAAAGGUAAUUGAAUUUUACUUCAUAUUUUUCAUUUGACCUUUGUAAUCAUUAAAAUAUAAACUACAUUAAGUUAAAAGUUUGUAUAUAGUAACUGGAGUUCACUAUUAUCAAUAAACAAUCUUUUUAAAACACUUGAUGCAGCUUUUCAAUAAAUUGAAUAUGUAUAAAACAUUUCAUGAGGAAAACUAUUCAAAAGAGUAUUUUUUUUCUUGAGUAAAAUUUUCAUAAUGUUCAAAAAAUGAUGAACUGAUUCUUGUAUAAUAAUUAGGUAAUUUGAAUAUCGAUUUCAUGAAAACUCUUCAUGGCAACUUGUUCAAAUAUCUUGGGGUAAGUUUUAAAGUUAUUGAUCACUUAAACACCAUGAAAAUAUUUCAAUUGGUGAAUGUUGAAAAGCUCAUUCAAGAGCAUCUUUAAUUUUUUGUAAAAAUUUUGUUUGUAUUUUCCUUUAAAAUGUUUCCAGGUUGUUUACCAAAAUGAUGAACAAAUUUUAUCAAACUUCAGUUUAACACAUUUUUAUAUUACUAAACAACAUAAAAAAAAAAUCAGUAAUAAUUGAGAAGAAAGUAUAUGGAAAGGAAAUUGACACAUUAUUGGAUGGAUUCAAAAUCUGUUGAUAUGUGUUAAUGUUGCCUAUCAACACACCUAUUUGUCCUUGCCAUUUCUGUUUUUAUUGCCUUCAAUUUUUACUUCAAAAUUUUAAAUUAGUGUGUUCAAAAAUUUAUGUUUUUGUAAUUCAUUGCUAAUAAGCUGUUUAAUAUUUUUCACCUGAGUUAUUAGCUGCAGUUACGAUAUAGAUUUUAUAAAUUUUGAUUGGCAAUAGCUACCUUUUUUGUACAUAACAACUAUUUAUAUUUCAAUGUUAUCGUUAUUAUAUUGUAUUGUUCUUGUUACAAGUUAAAAUGGUAUUAUUUAUGUAUUUCUUCGGCAAAUGUUUUCAAGGAUGGGUUUAACGAAGGAUAGAAAUUGAUGAUUGAUUUUUAACAUUUAAUUAAAAAAAUACAUCCUCUUGAAGGAUUACAUGUACUAUUUAUGAAAGUAUUUAAAGAUGACAAUUGAACAUAUGUAAUUUUCAAUUGGAAUACAUUAAUAUAAAUUUUACGAGGCCUUUAAUCUGUGAAUGAAGCUUUUACAUUUGGUAACAGUGGAAAACAAUGAUCACAUCUCGAGACUGUAAUUUCAUGUAUUAUUAUGUAAAACAGAGAAAAAUUAAGAAGUGCCUACUGUGUAAGUGUUAUGCUCAUUGUAUAUAAUUACUAACCUUGUGUAUCCUCUAUAUUUUUGAUGCUUUAAUAUAUUAUAUAUACCUUUAUUAGGUAUAGUUUUAGAAUACCUUGUAUUAAAACAAUCAAGAACAA
This is a messenger RNA of Harmonia axyridis, 5058 nucleotides long. It is a transcript of the gene Pkn, whose product is annotated as serine/threonine-protein kinase N. NCBI's taxonomy places the organism in Eukaryota, Metazoa, Arthropoda, Insecta, Coleoptera, Coccinellidae. The record is from RefSeq and is a predicted model, not a curated record. The coding region runs from base 237 to 3407 and encodes 1056 amino acids. Gene Ontology annotation, biological process: protein phosphorylation; signal transduction. The transcript is spliced from 15 exons. Gene Ontology annotation, molecular function: protein serine/threonine kinase activity; small GTPase binding; ATP binding.